AUGAGCCCAAAGAGAACUUUCAUUUGGACUGCUGAUAACGGUCAGGCCUUCAGUAAAGUCAAGCAAGCCCUUUCAAGUCCACCUGUUCUCGCUUUAUUCAACCCCACCAUCCCACUGUUCUGCAAACCGAUGCCUCACGUCUGUAUAGUGUUGGCUAUGCCCUCUUGCCAGGACCAUGGUGGUGGACAACUACGUCUAGUUCAGUGUGGCUCGCAAUUCCUGACAGACGCUGAGACACAGUAUGCCACUAUAGAACUGGAACUCCUUGCUGUUGUGUGGGCCAUUUUAAAGUGCAAAUUUUACCUGUUUGGGCUGCAGCACUUAGACCUCAGAGAAGGUUUCAGCAUUCUCCUCCACACAGCAACGUGGCGUGCGGGGAAGGAUUUGUGCAUCCCAGAUGCCCUCUCCUGCUCUCCCACAAGUCGGCCAACACCUGAAGAUGAGCUGUUGAGUGCUGAGACCAGCAUCUAUGUUAGAAGCAUAGUAAUUCUUCAAGCAGUAGAGUCAAUCAGUUGCCCACAAGCUGUCGAGCAAGAGGACCUAGCACUAGAGGAACUCCAGCAAGCAGCUCGCAGCGACCCAGCCUAUAAUGAACUACUACAAGGUGUCCGGCAAGAGAACCUUUACGCUGAUGGGGACCUCGUCCUGUACGGUGCUCGCAUAGUAGUUCCAGCAGCCCUUCGUCGCCGCGUCUUGGCCAGGCUUCACGACAGCCACCGAGGUGCAGAAUCUACCAAACGUCGCGCAAGACAAGCAGUUUACUGGCCUGGUAUUGACUCGGAUAUCACCAACAUUGUCCGAGCUUGCGAGCUGUGCCAGAUCAUGCUGCCCAGUCAACAGCAAGAGCCAUUGCUAUGUGACGAGAACCCCACCAAGCCAUUCCAGUCUGUGUCAGAUGACUUCUUCACCGCAGCAGGGAAAUUCUUCCUUGUCUAUGCUGACCGACUCUCAGGCUGGCUUGCAGUUGUUCCCUACGGUUCAGAUACGACAUCUGCCGCUACCAUACGCCACUUCCGGCACCUGUUUCGGGACCUGGGCGUACCUGUACAUCUCCGAACAGACUGUGGCUCUCAGUUCACUAGCUGGAAGUUCGUCAUAUUCCUGGAGCAUUGGGGAGUCCGCCACUACAAGUCAAUACCUCAUUACCCUCAGUCGAAUGGCCAUGCUGAGGCAGCUGUAAAAGACAUAAAGCACCUCAUUCUCAAGGUGGCCCCCUCAGGGAAUAUCGACUGCGAGGCAUUCGACAGGGGACUUCUUGAGCUCAGGAACACUCCAAACCAGGCCAGAGCCGAGAGCUGUGACCGCCGAGCAGCUGCUCGUGUCCAGGACGCCAGGACUCGCUACGAUGAACGAGCCCAACCACUUCGCCCUCUGGUGUUUGGCGCAGAGGUACGUAUCCAGGACCCUUGCACAAAAAGGUGGGACAAGUUGGGUACAGUUAGGGUAUCGGCAAGUCACGGGACUACCAGAUCCGGUUACCAAGUGGCCGAGUCUGGUGGGAGAAAUCGGCCGUUUCCUCCGCCCAACGAUGUCACCUCCGGCCAGCUCUACUUCGGAGCCGGAGCAACCUACCCCUGCAGCUGA
Molecule: messenger RNA, 1584 nt
Organism: Penaeus monodon (black tiger shrimp)
Lineage: Eukaryota; Metazoa; Arthropoda; Malacostraca; Decapoda; Penaeidae
Exons: 3
Coding region: 1-1584 (527 amino acids)
Biological process (GO): DNA integration
Molecular function (GO): nucleic acid binding
Source: RefSeq, a predicted model, not a curated record